CUCAGGGAGUCUGAGCCUUGCUGUCUUCCUUUGCUUUCGUCUCCCUGGUCUCCCCAGGCUCAGGUGGCAUUCCUCCAGGGAGAGAGGAAGGGACAAGAAAAUCUAAAGACAGACCUGGUGCGGCGGAUCAAGAUGUUAGAAUAUGCACUGAAGCAGGAAAGGGCCAAAUAUCAUAAACUGAAGUUUGGAACAGACCUGAACCAGGGGGAGAAGAAGCCAGAUGUGUCAGAACAAGUUUCCAAUGGCCCUGUGGAGUCUGUCACGCUGGAGAACAGCCCGCUGGUGUGGAAGGAGGGGCGGCAGCUUCUCCGACAGUACCUGGAAGAGGUAGGCUACACAGACACUAUCCUCGACAUGCGGUCCAAGCGAGUCCGUUCCCUGUUGGGCCGCUCACUGGAACUCAAUGGGGCCACAGAGCCUAGUGAAGGAGGCCCCAGGGCCACUCCAGGCCCUGUGGGGCUCAGUGGUGGUGAGUCACUCCUGGUGAAACAGAUCGAGGAGCAGAUAAAGAGGAAUGCGGCUGGCAAAGAUGGCAAGGAACGCUUGGGUGGCUCGGUGUUGGAGCAGAUUCCCUUUCUGCAGAACUGUGAGGAUGAAGACAGUGAUGAGGAUGACGAUCUGGACAGUGUGCAGCAUAAGAAGCAGCGUGUGAAGCUCCCAUCUAAGGCCCUGGUGCCUGAAAUGGAAGAUGAGGAUGAGGAGGAUGACUCUGAGGAUGCCAUCAAUGAGUUUGAUUUCCUGGGCUCAGGAGAGGACGGGGAAGGGUCUCCAGACCCUCGGCGUUGUACUACAGAUGGGAACCCCCAUGAGCUGGAAAGCCGGCGGGUCAAGCUCCAGGGCAUCCUGGCUGACCUCCGGGAUGUGGAUGGGCUGCCCCCUAAAGUGACUGGCCCACCUCCAGGCACACCCCAGCCCCGGCCACACGAAGGUUCCUUUGGCUUCUCCUCAGACGUUUUCAUCAUGGACACUAUCGGGGGCGGGGAGGUGAGCCUGGGGGACUUGGCAGAUCUCACCGUCACCAACGACAACGACCUCAGCUGUGAUCUGUCUGACAGCAAAGAUGCCUUUAAGAAGACGUGGAAUCCUAAAUUCACCCUGCGCUCACACUACGAUGGCAUCCGCUCCCUGGCUUUCCACCACAGCCAGUCAGCUUUGCUCACUGCCUCUGAGGACGGCACACUCAAGCUCUGGAACCUGCAGAAAGCAGUCACGGCCAAGAAGAAUGCUGCACUGGAUGUGGAACCCAUUCACGCCUUCCGGGCUCACAGGGGCCCUGUGUUAGCAGUCGCCAUGGGCAGCAAUAGUGAAUACUGUUACAGUGGUGGGGCAGAUGCCUGCAUCCAUAGCUGGAAGAUUCCAGACCUCAACAUGGACCCCUAUGAUGGCUACGACCCAAGUGUGCUGAGCCACGUCCUGGAGGGCCAUGGGGAUGCGGUAUGGGGCCUGGCCUUCAGUCCCACCUCCCAGCGUCUGGCCUCCUGCUCUGCUGAUGGCACUGUCCGCAUCUGGGACCCCAGUAGCAGCAGCCCGACCUGCCUCUGUACCUUCCCUACAACCAGUGAGCAUGGGAUCCCCACCUCAGUGGCCUUCACCAGCACCGAGCCUGCCCACAUUGUGGCCUCCUUCCGCUCUGGCGACACUGUCCUGUAUGACCUAGAGGCUGGCAGUGCCCUCCUCACGCUGGAGUCUCGGGGGAGCAGCGGACCAACCCAGAUUAACCAAGUAGUGAGUCAUCCAAACCAGCCCCUCACCAUCACCGCCCACGAUGACAGAGGCAUCCGCUUCCUGGACAAUCGGACAGGUAAAACAGUGCACUCCAUGGUUGCCCACCUGGAUGCAGUCACCUGCCUAGCUGUGGACCCAAAUGGUGUAUUCCUGAUGUCCGGAAGCCAUGACUGUUCCCUGCGUCUGUGGAGCCUGGACAACAAAACGUGUGUGCAGGAGAUCACAGCCCACCGCAAGAAGCAUGAGGAGGCCAUCCAUGCCGUCGCCUGCCACCCCAGCAAGGCACUUAUUGCCAGUGCUGGUGCCGAUGCCCUGGCCAAGGUCUUCGUAUGAUGCCCACCUGGCCCCACUCUGCCUGGGGAGUGGGGCCAGGCAGGUGGGGCUGAGGCGACACUCAGCCUCACUUCAGAGGCGCAGAGGCCUGGCCUCUUCCCAGCUGGCAUGGAGCCUGGUGGUGCUAAUGGACCUUUCCCCAGGAGCCCCAUCCCGCACAGCUCCCUUCCCUGAGCAUCCAGCUUGGGAUCAGCCCCUUUCAGGAAUUCCCCUUGAAGGUGGUCUCUGGGAGUUUCUCCCUAUGCCCUGACACCUGCUCCUGGUAUCAGAGCUGCCUUCUGGAGGGCGGCACAGCCAGGGCCAGCUGCUUUUGAGAAUCACUUUUUCCAAGAUGCCAGAAGGUGCCAGGUUCUCCUUUUGAGCUCCUGCCCCCUCCUCCCCAUCUCCCAUACCUGGUGGGAGCAAUGCUGGGAGGAAUUCCAGACACCCUUCCUUGGUAGGCUGGAGCCACGGAGCUGAGCCCUGGCCCCCUGCCCUCCACCCCUCCCCUGCUUUCCAGACACUAACCGUGGCUUCCAGGCCAGGAACUGCCCAGCACUCCUCCCAGGGCAGCCCUCCCAGCCCGCACCGGAUAGAGUAUGGGGAGAACUGGCCUUCUGGUGCCCCUCCCUGGGGUGUGGAGGGUGGAAUAGGGUGCCCUGGGCCCCCUUAACUCCCUGUAUAUCUGUAUAAAUAAUGGGAUUUUAAUGGCGCCUGCCCCCACCCACGUUAUCACUGUGUGAUAGUCUUGGUCAGUCUCCUCACCCUCUACUCUUUUCCUCUAUUUAUUUCACUCUUUGUUUGGUUCCACUCUGCCCUCGGUCCCCCUUUCAGGUUCCUGUUUAUAAGCUCCAUACCCUCUGCCCCUAUCUUAUAUGUGAAAACUUGUCUCAAUAAACCCUUUGAAGUAA
Molecule: messenger RNA, 2948 nt
Organism: Otolemur garnettii (small-eared galago)
Lineage: Eukaryota; Metazoa; Chordata; Mammalia; Primates; Galagidae
Gene: STRN4
Product: striatin 4
Exons: 17
Coding region: 133-2058 (641 amino acids)
Cellular component (GO): dendrite
Molecular function (GO): protein phosphatase 2A binding; calmodulin binding; protein-containing complex binding
Source: RefSeq, a predicted model, not a curated record